ACGAGAAGACCCUCUCGCUGUCGCCUACGCCAUCCUCACUCAGAACUCAGGUGUGCUCGGCACAGCAGCAGCAUCCAGGGUAGGACAAGGCACGAGAGUCAACUUCCGCAGAUUUCUGUCGUCAAAUGAGCCUCCACGCCUCCCAUGUGGUGCAUGGAAGGCUCCGAAUGCAGAAUGGCCAUGUCAGGUUUAGCUCGCAAUUUUGACCGUUAUGAUGAACGGUGUGGAAGCAAGCAAAACCAUGAUGAAGGACUUUCUUGCGCUUAUCUUCCUCUUUGCAGCCUCGCAGGCACAGCGGACGUCCCAGGAGACUCAGUGGUUUGGUCGCUUCACCCGAUGGCUGCGCGACAACGAUGGGUACCUUCACCCUGCUGUGGUCCUGCGGCCUGAGGAGACCCGCGGACUGGGGGCACAAGAUGCAAUCGGCAAGGAAGAGCUGCUUCUUGCUGUCCCACGGAAACUUAUGGUGACGCCUGACACGUUCAUGGCCCAUGAGGACGGCAGCACUCGACCAUGUGUCCUCUCCUGCGACGAGGCGUCUCGGCGCGUGUCGGCCUAUGUUGCGCAGCAGUCCUAUAACGCUUUGCCGCAGAAUCGGCUGUUUCUCUCGAUGGCAGCGUAUCUGACCCAUCAGCUGGACCACACAGAUUCAAACGGCGCGUCGGCUUGGCUGGAGGAUCUCAACAAAUUGCCUUCCCCGUCUUUACCCUUCACCAGCGGCAAUGCGUUUGCGGUGCGGCUGCUGUGGCCCUCACCAUCGUACCACGUGGCUGAGAGACGAAGGCAAUGGCUGAGUCGGGACCAUCGCAAGAUUUUGUCCAACAUCGAUAGGGGAGUUCUGGGCGAAGGUUUCACUCUCGAGCAGUACGGCAAGGCGGUGUCGCUCAUCAGCAGCCGGGCCUUCUCGAUCCCCGUGCAGCCGAGGGAGGGCGAGACGUGGCGCAACAGGCAUAAGGAGGAGGAUGCUGUGGCUGAGGAGGAUGCACUCGUCCCUUUCCUCGAGCUCUUCAACCACCGUGCCUCAGAGCACGUCAACCUGCUGUGGAAUUAUGACAGCGCAACUGACUUCCUGGAGGUACAUGGAUGCAUUUGAUAAGCGUGACACGUCUCCCUGUGUGUGGCCAGGUCCGCAGCACCCGGCGGAUAGCUCCUGGGGAGGAGUUGAUCAACUCAUACGGCCGCCUGUCCAACAGGGAGUUGCUCGAGGGCUUCGGCUUCACCCUGCCGCCGUGUGAGGAGCCGAGGCAGACGUACGCCCUCCAGCCGUGGCUUAUCACCGCAGCAGCACGGCAGGUGGCCAACGGCAGCGACGUGUACUCGCGUGUGUUCCAGCUGCUCAAUGCCUAUAAGUGAGGAUGGGCGCUCGAUCAGCCAUACACACACGGGUGUCGGGUGUCUGGUGUGUUGUUGCAGUGUGACGGACAUGUUGAAUCUGGGACAGGUGGCGCUUGACAGCGAUGCCGUCAGCCCGGAGACAUCGCGGCUCCUCGGCCUCACCGAGAAGAGGUUUGGUGAGAGGGUUGGCGAGUUCUGGCUGGCGCUGCUGCGGCUGCUCGAGACGCCAUACAGAGACGACCCAAGUUUGGAGCCCUUCCGCUCAACGAUGCACACCAACCGCAAACACGACCCCUCGUCGUACGUGUGGUGGACCGAAAGAACGGAAGGCAACAGCUGUGAUCAUGACAGGUCGCUCUUCUCGGACGACGAGGGAGCCACCAACGCAGCGGUGAGGACGACGCGCGCUCGACAGACAAACCAGUUGAUGUCUCGGUUUCCUUCUUGUCGGUGUGCAGCGUGUCAAAAUGUCCGAGUAUGUGUGUCUGAGGAGAUGGGUUGACGCACUUGAGGGGCUGCUGCGGGGCGAGGCGGCCGAUGGGGCCGGCCCCUCUCGGCCGUCGCUGCGAGACGAGCUCUUGCGGUGGUUCGGGAGGGUUGCGGAGAACAGGCGAAAGGACGGCGAAAGGCAGAAGGUGUUGACGGGCUGAAUGAAUCUAGCCAGUGGUGAUGGAUGGAUGGAUGGCGCUCAGAGAUGUGACGUGACACGUACGUGCUGUUGUUGAUGAGCUGUGCACCACGUGGGUAUGUACCACCGUGCAUGUUGACCACAGAUGGAUGCGCGUGUUAUGGAUCCAUCCGCCCCUUUCCGCCGCUGUCAGUGUAUCAGAAAUGAGACAGUGCUGCAUUACAUAGGGGGGAUGAUAGCCAUGCCAUGUCCGGCGUGUGUCCCACAUCUGUACCUGAUCGGCAAUACAUGUAUGUUUCUUGCUCUGUCCGCUCGUCAACAGCCAAGUAAACAUCCAUGAAGCGACCUACCAUGCCCCACGCCAGUUUGUUUC
Vitrella brassicaformis is the source of this 2336-nucleotide messenger RNA. The record is from the annotation of a GenBank genome assembly. Lineage: Eukaryota; Vitrellaceae.